AUGUUUCAAAAGAUUACACUUGAUGAGUUGAUAUAUCCAAUAGGACAAUCAGAGGUCCCACAGCCACAGACUUUGGUGCAGAGGAGAACUGAUGUUCUGACGGUCUCCCCGUGGUUAGCACCCAUCGUUUGGCAAGAAACUUUUGAUCCAAAAGUAAUUGAUAGCAUAUACCAGCCUUUGAAUAUUACAGUGGCAACAACGGUCUUUGCAGUCGGAAAAUAUAUUCAACUUUUGAAGCAAUUUCUAGAAAGUGCUGAGAAGCAUUACAUGCUUGGGUACGGAGUCCAUUACUAUGUCUUCACUGAUCAAAUGGACAAGGUUCCUCAGGUGGCCCUGGCGUCUGGACGGUCCCUUACGGUGCUUCCGGUCCCGAGCUUUAGCCGCUGGCAGGAGAUCUCUUUGAGGAGGAUGGAGUUCAUUCGCAAGGCCAUCGAGGACCACAUCCGCCACGAGGCCCACUUCAUCUUCUGCACCGAUGUGGACAUGGUGUUUGAAAACCGCUUUGGCGCGGAGGCGUUUGGUGAACUGGUGGCAACCAUACACCCCUGGUGGUACCUCACUGGGCGUAAUGAGCUCCCGUACGAGCGCAGGACGGCAUCUCAGGCAUAUGUUCCAAAAGGACAAGGUGAUUUCUACUACGGUGGAGCUCUUUAUGGAGGCCAUGUAGACGUGGUGCACAGACUGACCAGCACAUGCGAGGAGCAACUGAGCAUAGACAAGCAGAAGUCCAUUGAAGCCGCGUGGCAGGAAGAGAGCCAUCUUAACCGCUACUUUAUACUGCACAAACCCACUAAGCUGCUCUCUCCCGAGUACCUAUGGGACAAAGCCAAGGGGCCAGAGGAGUACCUCAGAGUAGUUCGAUUUGCCACAGUGCUUAAAGACAAUCGAAACUUGCGUCCCAAUGUGUGAUUCUGAUGAAAGGCUGUUGAAAUUGUUGCUCAACAGGUCGAAUUACCCUCCCAAGCAAGGUGAUUAUUGGCUAUAAUUGUACAGUAUAUAUCUUUCUAGAAGCAGGUCCAGGACACAAACACUGGAUCACUUUGUGGACUGUACCUUCAAACUUCAAACUUGUUUCAAACUUCCAACAAAAAUAUACAAAUGACCACCGCUGGAAAUGACUAGAAAAGUGCAGGCAUGCAAACUCCUCACCUUUCGGCGAGUGGAAGCUAAUUGUUGACAAAGACGCAACGAACAGAACGCGCACGCCAAUAUAGCCUCCCUGUUGUGAGCGCAGAUAGAUGCGUCUCAGGUGGAAUAGUGAUUCUGGACAGAUGGAGGAGAGAUGCCGAGGGAUUUCACAGGUGGGCUAGUUGAAACUUUCAACUUCUAUUAGAAAAAGACGCUGAGUGAAGCAACGGGCGUAGGUUGUUUUCUUCUAAUGUUAUGAAAGUCAGCGAAAUUAGACAAAAAUGUAGACUUAACGAGUUCUUUUGAUGAAGAAUACGUGCAGUUUGAACCAUCUGGGGGUCGGAGAAGAGUCCCACCUUUUUCACCCCUGACCAGUUUGCAUGCCUGAAAGUGAAUCUAGGCCCACUUUUAGAAUCUCAUAACUGAAUCUCUGGCCAUACAUCCAUGCCUCUGUUGUGCUCUGUGCUGUUUCUCUCAAAUGAAUGAAUAUUCCCUUAUUUUUAUUCCAUAAAACACGAUUCUGAGUGAAACUAUUACCAUGAAAUGUUUUUUUUCUGGGUUUUGGUUUUGGACUGUAAGCUAAAUAUUUUCUGUGUUUCUAAACAUAAUUUAAAGAGGACAUAUAAUGGAUGAAUCGAGUAUUGUGCUGUGCUCUCUGUAUAUACAUUUUUUGUCGACCAAGGGGCCAAAUCUGAGCUGCGAAGAUUCUAAAUCAGAUCCCCUUUGUGAGUUUCUCUUCCUUUUAUCAUAAAAUGAUCAACUGACAAAAUGGAAAUACGCACUUAACUGCAGAGAAACAAACAUUUUGUUUGAGGUAAGCCUGUUGGCAGAAUAGGCCUAGUAGUAGGACAUUUUUAAGAUGGGAGAGUAACCAAAGAAUGUGAUGGUUUGAUGCCUGUACAUAU
Molecule: messenger RNA, 2033 nt
Organism: Sardina pilchardus (European sardine)
Lineage: Eukaryota; Metazoa; Chordata; Actinopteri; Clupeiformes; Clupeidae
Product: globoside alpha-1,3-N-acetylgalactosaminyltransferase 1-like
Exons: 4
Coding region: 1-909 (302 amino acids)
Biological process (GO): carbohydrate metabolic process
Cellular component (GO): vesicle; membrane; Golgi apparatus
Molecular function (GO): hexosyltransferase activity
Source: RefSeq, a predicted model, not a curated record